This is a messenger RNA of Heterobilharzia americana, 555 nucleotides long. Lineage: Eukaryota; Metazoa; Platyhelminthes; Trematoda; Strigeidida; Schistosomatidae. The record is from the annotation of a GenBank genome assembly.
AUGUUUAAACUGCCUUCUUUCGAUAACGAUCAAAGGGAAGCAAUAGAGAGAGCUAAAACGUUUACUGUCAAACAGAGCAUUAAAAAAGCUUUGGAAAAGCAGUCACUGCGAAGAUAUCUUCAAUCUGGUUAUAAUGCAAGACGUUCUCAAACACUUGAUCUUUUGAAUCGUAUAUAUGUGGGUUCCAUUUGUUAUGAUUUAAGAGAAGAUGCAGUUCCACAAGUGUUCUCUCUAUUUGGAAUUGUUCCAUCUGUCAACCUCCGCUGGGACUCUCUCAGUCAGAAACACAGAGGAUUCGCUUUUUUAGAGUUUGAGUAUCCAGAAGCAGCAUUCUCAGCGCUACAAAAUAUGAAUAAUGUUUGUUUAAGAGGUCGUCAGCUGGCAGUAUUUACGGACAUGAAAGACACCUACAGCUGCCACAGUUACAGAGAAACUUUUGGCGAUGGAGGCAAGAAACACUGGAAACGUAGCAGUAGAAUGCAUGACGUGACUGAAGCUCAAAAGCCCAAAGUUUUCAGAUCUGAAGAAAACGAAGAAAUCACACUAGAGCAUUAA